Messenger RNA from Stegodyphus dumicola, 2557 nucleotides. Its product is annotated as polyamine-transporting ATPase 13A3-like. Lineage: Eukaryota; Metazoa; Arthropoda; Arachnida; Araneae; Eresidae. Gene Ontology annotation, molecular function: ATPase-coupled monoatomic cation transmembrane transporter activity; ATP binding; polyamine transmembrane transporter activity. Gene Ontology annotation, cellular component: membrane. The record is from RefSeq and is a predicted model, not a curated record. Gene Ontology annotation, biological process: intracellular calcium ion homeostasis; polyamine transmembrane transport.
ACGUGAAAUAUACUUCCCUUUUUGUCCUGAAUGUUAUAUCAUUCUUUAUGCCGGCUGCACUGCCAGCUGUCUUAACAAGUAUCAACGCACAAGCUCAAAAGAGAUUGCGAAACCAAGGCAUUUAUUGCUUGAAUUCCAGAUACAUAAGUCUUUGUGGAGGACUUGAUGUUGCCUGCUUUGAUAAGACAGGAACACUUACAGAAGAUAGUCUUGACCUGCAUAUUCUUUUGCCAGUUCAAAACGGAAAGUUUCAAUCACCUGUAAAAGAUCUAACAUGCCUGCAUGACAAACUUCUAGUGAACUGCUUGGCAUCGUGUCAUUCUUUAACAAAAAUAGAGGAUGAAUUGUUUGGAAAUGAUCUAGAUAUCAAAACCUUUAAAGCUACAGGAUGGGUUUUGCAACAACCGACAGUUACAGAUGCAGUUCCUUUCGAAAAUAUUCCUCCGAGAAUUGUUUAUCCUAAUCCUUCCAAACAUUUCAGAGAGGAAUUAAAAGCAAUUGCUAUUCUGAGGCAAUUUCCUUUCGAAUCAUCUCUGAGAAGGAUGAGUGUAGUCGCCAAAGUCGAUGGAAAUAACCACUUCGAAGUCUUCUUAAAAGGUGCUCCAGAAAUUGUAUGCUCUUUUAGCAGAAACGAAUCAGUUCCCAAUAAUAUACAGGAAGUCCUGAAGUUCUACACAAGCCAAGGUUUUCGAGUUAUUGGAAUGGGAUGCAAAACACUUCCUGAAAAUGUAUCAUGGGAAAUGGCUUUACAAUUAUCUAGAGAAGAAUUAGAGAAAGAUCUGCAGUUUUUAGGAUUAAUAAUUCUAGAAAACAGCUUGAAGCCAGAAACAGUGCCUGCGCUAAACAUAUUGCGUGAUGCUAAUAUCAGAUCGAUUAUGGUCACAGGAGAUAAUCUGUUGACAGCUAUUACCGUAGGAAGGAAAUGUGGAAUGAUAGCAGAAAUGGAUAAGAUAAUUACAGUUGAAGCAACUACAUCCACUGGCUUAAAUACGAGCUCCAAAAGCCAUCUAGAAGUUGAAUUCAGUUUUGUCAAACUUCCGUUAUCGGUGAAAGAAAACCAGGAUAAUAAAGAUGAUACACAUAUACUAGCAAUCUCUGAGGCAACAUAUCAUUUUGUAAUGGAGGGAAGUUCUUUCGAUGUGCUUUGGAAUUUGGACAAAACCUUGCUUAAUAAAAUACUCCUGAAAGGGACUAUAUUUGCUCGAAUGUUACCUGAUCAGAAACUUCACCUUGUCGAAGCUCUGCAGAAUCUUGGGUAUCAAGUUGGCAUGUGCGGUGACGGAGCAAACGACUGCGGAGCUCUUAAAACAGCUCACACUGGUGUAUCUCUGUCUGUAGCCGAAGCAUCAGUUGCUGCUCCAUUCACGUCUUCACAGCAUAACAUUCAGUGUAUUCCCACAAUUAUCAGUGAAGGGCGAGCAGCUUUAGUAUCUGUUUUCGAUGCAUUUCGAUAUAUGGUGUGUUAUAGUUUUAUCUUCCUUAUCGCAGUUCUUUGGUUAUUUUGGGACGGACAAAGAUGUUCGGAUGGGGCUUUCGUCUUGAUUGAUGUUGUCCUUAAUUUAGUUCCUCCCUUUUUAAUUGGUGCAACUUCCGCUUUUCCAAAACUGGCAAAGAGGGCUCCAACAAGAAGUCUUGUCAGCAUCCUUCCAUUAUUUUCGAUUUUUUCAUUCAUUGUACUUCAAACGGCAAUCUAUUUAAUAGCUUAUAAAUACUGUCUUUCUCAACCUUGGUACGAGCCUUUCAAAUUCGAUAAAGAAAAUCCCCUUGAUUCAGAAGCGUCAUAUUCUGGUACUACAGUACUGAAAAUGAAUAUGAUGUCUUAUGUUGUAGCUUCUAUUAUAUUUGUCUCAGGAGCACCUUACAAAAAGCACUUCUUUUCAAACAAACUUUAUGUUUCCAUCGUUUGCGCUAUAUUUGGCCUGGUGACAUAUUUUAUCUUAGAUGCUCCUGAAGCUGUUUUGAAUUACCUAAACUUUAAAAGUGCUCCCGAUGUGAAUUUCCCACGAAUACUGUACGCUAUUUCAUUGGGUAAUCUAGGAAUGUCAUUCAUAUGGGAGAAAUAUAUCAUUCAGCGCGUGGUAACUAAUAACAUAGUACCAUUCAUCUCACGUUUAAAAGGACCAGUUCAGAAGUUUGAGAAAUUGCAACAAGAGCUACUGGCAAGCGAAGAAUGGCCACCUCUAAUUCACGAUAGUGGCAGAGAUGAAAAGAUACAGGUUUCGAAUCCAGGGACAUCCUCAAUAAUAAACAUGUUAUAGGUGAGAAAUAGACAUUCUUUGGUGAGUCGAAAACACACUGAAAGGAAACGAAUAAAAUUUUAAUUUUAGUACUAUAGUUGUACUAAAUUUUACCUUUCUCUUGGAAAUAAUAUCAUCACAAAAGAAUAAGAUUCGCUUAGUUACAUACGGGUAAACUUUUAAGUUUUCUAUGAAUUUUUAAACAGAUAACUUCAUGUUUGCUUAUACGUUUAUAAUAUGUUGUUACAUAUUAUUCUGUAGUACAAUGUAUAUGUGUGAGAAAUAUGUAAAAACCCAAAGCACAUUAAAACCUUCAUAUA